AUGCUUCAUUCCAGAUUUGACAUCCAGGAUUUAGGAAUACUGAAGUAUUUCCUGGGAUUAGAAGUUGCUUACUCAAAGAAUGGUAUUUUUCUGAAUCAAAGAAAAUAUGUGUUGGACCUGCUGAAGGCUACAGGAAAAAUGGGAGUAAAGCCUUGUGAUACUCCUACAGAAAUUGGCAACAAACUUAAUAAUGAUGGUGAUGUGUUAAGUGAUAUUGGGUCAUAUCAAAGUAUGGAGGCAAAACUAGGUUUAGCACAAACCCUAGUUGUUUCUGCUCCAGAUGUAGAAUUAUCCGUAGUAGUUCUGGGAAUCACUUUAGGAGAAGAAAUUGAUGUUUAG
Molecule: messenger RNA, 339 nt
Organism: Papaver somniferum (opium poppy)
Lineage: Eukaryota; Viridiplantae; Streptophyta; Magnoliopsida; Ranunculales; Papaveraceae
Exons: 2
Coding region: 1-339 (112 amino acids)
Source: RefSeq, a predicted model, not a curated record